Messenger RNA from Sphaerodactylus townsendi, 2534 nucleotides. It is a transcript of the gene PERP, whose product is annotated as p53 apoptosis effector related to PMP22. The transcript is spliced from 3 exons. Gene Ontology annotation, cellular component: cell-cell junction; membrane. Gene Ontology annotation, biological process: cell-cell adhesion. Lineage: Eukaryota; Metazoa; Chordata; Lepidosauria; Squamata; Sphaerodactylidae. The record is from RefSeq and is a predicted model, not a curated record. The coding region runs from base 241 to 813 and encodes 190 amino acids.
GCCGGUUUCUCUCUGGCUUAACAGGUUGCUGCCGCCAUUGAGUUCUCAGGGAAAGGAAUCUAGGUGCGGCCCUCUCCUCCCUAUGAGCUUUCCUGCUGAUUAAAAAGAUCUGACUUACUCACUCCCGGGUCGCACACACACGAGCCCGGCUGGAGGAAACUUUGCAGCAGAAGAUUCCGUCCAGCACCCCGCGCUUCUUCUUUUCUUUUUGUUCCCGCUGCUGAAGAUUGUCUGUGCAAAAUGAUGCGAUGCGGCUUGGCGUGCUGGCGGUGCAGAUGGCUCCUGCCUCUGCUCUUGGGUUUGGCUAUCAUCCUCGGCAUAAUUAGUUUGGCUGGCCGGGGCUGGUUGGAAUCGGCGUCCUUCCCCUACGUCCGCCAAGCCUCUCUGUGGUCCGACUGCGUCAAACAAGGCGCAGAUGAUUACAACUGGAGGUGCCGCUCUCUCAUGGAUUACAGUUGGGGUAGAGCUGCAGCUGCCACAUUCCUUGUUGGCUUUAUCAUCCUGUGCAUCUGUUUCAUCCUAGCAGUGAUUGCAUUUUCUAUUGAAAUACUGAGGUUUAACUUCGUCCGAGGAAUAGGAGGCCUUCUCUUCCUUGCUGCGGCCUUCCUAAUUAUAGGUUUGGUGAUCUAUCCUGUGAUGUUCACAGAAGAUAUUCCACUGACAGGAGAAAACAUGUUCAGUUGGGCCUAUGGCUUUGGCUGGGCAACCACGAUUAUUGUGAUAGGAUGUGCAUUCUUCUUCUGCUGUCUCCCCAACUGGGAAGAUGAAGUCCUGGGCAACAUAAAGCCCUACUAUGGUGGAAGCGGAGUUUGAUGUGAAACUGGAAAGAUUAUUUGAAUAAAUAAUACAAAUGUUUUUUGUUUUGGUUUACAUGAAAGAACUUGCUGUGGUGCCAUAUUAUUGUUCGAGAUAAUUACUGUUAUUAAGGGGUUUUUUUCCAGUGAAUAUACCAACUUCACCGUUUCUUUUUAGACAAGAGCUCAUUUUCAUAUCUGGGAGCUUUAAAUGACAGGAAUGAAAAAAGAAACAGCAUUCUGUAUUUUGAUAGCUAAUAUGGAUUUCCUUUUCAUAAUUAUUGCUUUUGUGGGGGGAAGAAAUGCUAAGGUGUGAUUCCUUUUUUGUUUUGUUUUGUUAAUAUGUUACUGAGGGAGUAGAUUGCAAAAAUAAUUUCACCAGUUUUGUUCUUAGCUCUGUCAUUUAGGUCCCUUAUCAUAUUCCAUUUUGCCAGAGUGGGUUUUAGGACACAUGUCUAUAAGCAUCUUUAAAAAUCCUAUUCAGAAGUCCAACAUUCAGUGAAGUUCACUUUAGAAUAAGCAUUAUGAGAGUUAGAAAUCAUACAUAGUGGUAUAAUACAUAUUGCCAUUUUUCAGUUCCUUAUGAUUUACACAAAUUCACAAAAUAUUCCAAACACUUCUAUGUAUUUAAUAAGUGACAUAACAGAAUUUUAAAACUGGGCUAAAAACAGUCAUACAUUUAUAUUCCUACUACCAACCACCUCUGCCUCUUGUAUCAUAACUCUUUCUUUGCCAAAUGUACAUCAAAAUUACUAGAUGACGUUUUUCCAGAGAUGUAAAAUACCUGUUAGCGCCACUAAGGAAUAAUGAGAAAUGAUAUAACAGAAGUAAAGCUGCCACUGAAACAUAGUUCAGUGUUUCCCACCAUUCUCAGUAGUACAAAACAAAAUAAUCACUGGCCCUUUCAGUUUGGUGAAGUGCCUACAGUAAAUGUCCUAAAGCCAAUGGUCUGAAAUAUCUAUACGGUAAUUUUGCAAGUUUGACACGUUCGUUAACUAUAAAGCAUCCAUUAUAUGCCUGAAUUGUAUCCUCUAAGAUUAGGGUGCCAUUUUAGGUUUCAAAGUAGUGCCUCAUUCUUAACACAUCUUAAAAGCUAUAUACAUGUCUGUAUGCUUUUAUUAUCUUAAAAUAUUUAAAAGCUGUGAGCACUACUUUGUGACAGCUACUGAGUGAAAUAUGUUACUAAUAAGAGUCUGUAUUACACAUGUCUGUAUUGUACCUUUGUUGUUUUUAAAAUUAGUUGAAAUUUUUUAUAUUGCAAUGGUAAUUUCAGAUAUGGCCGAUAUUAUCAUUCUAAUUGAAUGGCAGAAUCUCGUGCUAACUGUGGUUUCAUGGUGAAAAUGUUAAUCAAGAUUCCUAAAUCAACACUUCCUAUGAAACUGAAGAAACUGCAAUAGGUUUUAGGUGUGCUUUAUUCAAUGUAUUGGAUUAUGGUCUAGCUUCAUAUGUAGCACAGAUACAUGCAAGAACAGAAGUAGUGGUUUAAAUGAUUUUCUGAAGGAAGUAAAAUGUUUGCUGCAUUUUGCAAAUUUUUGUACUAAUUCUCAAAAUUGGGAAAGCAAGUGAUUAAAAAACGUUAAGUGGAAAAAGCUUUUUAAAAGUAGAAAAAAGGGGAAAUAAUUAUUUGUAGACCUUGCUCAAAACCUAUUUUCAGAAUAAACAGUUAAAAUCCUGUGCUAGUUACCUAAAUGAUAGCUUUAUAACAUAUGUUCAGUCAAAUAAACCAGGUUUAUACAUUCA